AUGGCAGGGAAGGAGGUGGUGGUGCUGUGGCUGCUGGCGGUGUUGGGCUGUGGGUAUGGUGGGAAGGUGCUGGUCUGGCCCGCCGACAACAGCCACUGGCUCAACAUGGACUAUAUCCUCCAGCAGCUUGUGGCCCGGGGCCACGAAGUGACAGUGGUGAUACCUUCAUGCUUCCUCAUCCUCGAUCCCAGCCAGCCCUCACCUUACAAGUUCGAGGUGGUUGAGGUGCCGAUGACCAGAAAGGAAGUAGCUGACUUGCUGGAUGAAGCUUUCUAUUUUUGGAUUUACAAGCAGAGAAAGCAGCACAUCUGGGAAGUGUUUUAUCAGAUAAGAGAGGUGAUGUUCAACAUGAGCUACGCAAACAAAAUGAUCUGCAAGGAAAUGCUGAAGAACGAAGCACUGCUGGAGAGGCUGAGGGAAUCUGCCUUCGAUGUCUUUCUGAUCGACCCCCUGCUACCGGGCGGGGAGCUGUUUGCAGAGAAGCUGGGCAUCCCCUUUGUGUACACCUUCCGCUUCUCCUUGGGCAACACGGUGGAGCGGCUCUGUGGUGGUCUUCCAGCGCCUCCUUCCUAUGUGCCAGCCCUCAUGAGCCGUCUGACUGACAGGCUAUCCUUCACGGAGAGGCUAUUGAACACCAUCGUCUACACUGUUAUGGAUAUCUUGUAUCACAGGAUUUUCGGGGCAGAAUGGGAUCAAUUUUACAGUGAUGUACUAG
This is a messenger RNA of Tinamus guttatus (white-throated tinamou), 715 nucleotides long. The record is from RefSeq and is a predicted model, not a curated record. Lineage: Eukaryota; Metazoa; Chordata; Aves; Tinamiformes; Tinamidae.